AGAAUAAACGAGCUCUUGCCAGAGUAACUUUGUAUCAACUUACUUCCUCUGUGAUCCACAGACUGCAUCAUAACGAACUCUGGUGAAUUUUAAAAUGUUUCCUGGAUGUGCUGCUUCAAUGGAUGUGCCAUCAACAUCCACUGUUUAUGCUGGAAAGGAGCCAGACCUCAGGAUUGUUCUUCUUGGGAAAACUGGAGUCGGCAAAAGUGCAUCAGGAAACACCAUAUUAGGGAGGAAAGCUUUUGAGUCUAAACUCUCUUUUUCCUCUGUGACAUCGGCCUGUAAGAAGGAAACAAAUUAUUUUGAUGGUUUAAAUCUGGCUGUUAUUGAUACUCCAGGUCUGUUUGAUACUGGUAGAAGUAAUAAAGAGGUUGUGGAGGAGAUCACUAAAUGCAUCUGCAUGGCGGCUCCUGGUCCUCAUGUCUUCCUGAUUGUUCUCCAACCGACCAGAUUUACAGCAGAAGAAAGAAAAACAGUGGAAAUAAUUAAGACAAUGUUUGGAGAAGAAGCUGCCAGAUACACCAUGAUCCUGUUUACCCAGGGAGACGAGCUGAAAAAGGCAAAUAUUAAAAUAGAAAACAUUGUAGAAACAUCCCAACCUCUAAGACACAUCAUCAGUCAGUGCUCCAUCCUGGAGAAACUUGAAGAUAAAUAUCAUGUUUUUGACAACACAGUUGAGGAUUCUGCUCAAGUUGGUGGACUGGUGCAGAAGAUCAACAGACUGGUUCAGAGAAAUGGAGGAAGAUGUUACACUAAUGAAAUGUUCAGAGAGGCAGAAAGAGCCGAGCAAGAAGAAAUUAAACGACUGCUGAGAAAAAAUCCAGACAUGAAUCCUGAACAUGCAAGAAGGCAGGCAGAGAGAGACAACGCAUUUAUCCGUUCUGUCCUGGAGGCUGCUGCUGCAGGAGGUGUUGCUGGAGCCAUGAAUCCUAGACGUUCAGUGAAAGAGGAGGGAUGUUUUAUACUGUGAUGGUGUUGUGAUGUUUUGGUCACAGUUGAUUAAACCCUGAUUUUAAUUAAUAACAAAAUCUGUUCCAGUAAUAAACAGAUAUUUGAUCAUGUAAUUAGUUGCUGUAAUGUUUGAGCAGCUGUGGUUGAGCUGAGGAAAUAAGAUUCAUCAUCUCAUAAUAAUGAGGUUGUUGGUUUGAUUCCUGUUUCCAUCAGUUUCAUCUUCAACUGUUAACCCUGAUCAACAGAACAUGAACAUAUGAAAUAAUGUACAGGAGCGUUGAGCUGACAAUAUGAGAACCAAUACAUUUAUAUUAACAAUAAAUUAUUAUAAGCUGCUAGUUUUUUAUUUUAGACCUCUGUGAUUAAUUAUUGAUUCUUUUAAUCUGGUAAUUACCUGAUUACCUGCUGGAUUAUUUAACGAUCUUAACAUUCUGUUUACUCUCCUUGUUUUACGGGUCAGAAAUGACCCGGACGACCAAAACCCUAAAAUAAAGCAAAUUAAUUGAAUUUUAAAUCCAAAAUGUAUUUUGGACGAUGAAACAAUCUGUUAUUUAUCAA
Molecule: messenger RNA, 1509 nt
Organism: Xiphophorus maculatus (southern platyfish)
Lineage: Eukaryota; Metazoa; Chordata; Actinopteri; Cyprinodontiformes; Poeciliidae
Product: GTPase IMAP family member 4-like
Exons: 3
Coding region: 95-970 (291 amino acids)
Molecular function (GO): GTP binding
Source: RefSeq, a predicted model, not a curated record